CUGAUUCCCGGCGUCACCGAGGCCACGCCACCAACGAUGCCGUCGGAUCGCGACCACCGGUACGAGUCCGUACCACCAAUCCCGUCCUACGAUGAAGCCCUCGCUGUGGGCGGCCCUGCCAACCCAGACGACUGGAACCCUCCGCGCUCUCCGCUAGACGGCCGCUCGCAAACAGAAACCGAAUCGCAGUCCCUGUUGCACAGGAAUGGUGUCGCAACAUCCUCCCGCCGCCCGGGAGGCUACAGGCCGCCCACGGUCGAGACGGACGACGAGGAUAGCUCGUGGAGUGACGACGAUGGCGACGAGACGGCCUACGUGCGCAGGGAGAUGCAGGAGUUGGAGAUGGGCGACCCGGACGACAGAUCGCGCUCCUCAAUAUGGGGGAAGAGGAUACCGUUUUCUCUCUCCCUGUCACGCUGGAAAUGGUCUUGGCGAUGGAGGCUGCCAAGUAUACCACGUCCGACGAUCCGACUACCCUCUGCUUCCAACGAUAACAACGACGGUAACGAUGCGAACGCGACGACGUCAUCGAGGAGAUUACGGGACGCAUUGCCGAACUGGGAUAAGGACAAGGCGCGGGCGGCCCUGAUAGUAUUCAUACGAGUCUCUGCAAUCUUUCUCGUCAUGGGCAUUCUGUAUGCCCUUUUCAUGAGCGAUCUCUUUACGAGCAUGGCGAGGCGCAUGAACGGCGGCUUGCGCUUCAACCCCGAAGACGUGCGCAUGUACGUCCAACAAAACGUCGAGGCCCGGAGGCUACACGCUUCCGUCAGCCACUACACCAAAUACGCCCACAUGGCAGGAACCGAGGGCGACUACGCGUUGGCUAUGGAUGUCGAGUCCAUGUUCACUAGGGCUGGGCUGGAUUACGUCAACAUUGACGAGUACUACGUAUACAUGAACUACCCCAAGGCCGGCGGGCGAGCGGUCGAGAUACUGGGCGACGACGGCAAGGCGAAAUGGACCGCAAAGCUGGAGGAGGAGGAAGUCGGAGGAGAGGCCGCCGGCCACCAGACGCUGGUCUUCCACGGCCUGUCCAAGUCGGGAGACGUCAAGGGGCCCCUCAUCUACGCCAACUACGGCGCGAGAUCGGACUUCAAGAAGCUGGCCGACAGCGGAAUCGACACCAAGGGCGCGAUUGCGCUAGUCCGAUACUACGGCCCGCAGGCGAACCUGGCGUUGAAGGUCAAGGCGGCAGAGGAAGCCGGGUUUGCGGGGUGCAUCGUCUACAGCGACCCGGCGGAUGACGGCUUCAGGCUGGGAGAUGUUGCGCCGAACGGUCGCUUCAUGCCUGCUGACGGUGUCCAGAGAGGAUCCGUCGCUUUGUCCAACUGGAUUAUCGGCGACCCCCUGACGCCAGGGUGGGAGAGCAAGAAGAACCUUCCGCGCAUGAAGCCCGAAGAGAGCGCCGGUCUAAAUAAGAUUCCGAGUUUGCCACUGGCAUGGCGCGACGCCCAGAUUCUUCUGCAGCACAUCAAGGGUUUUGGCGAACAGGUGCCGAAGGACUGGGCCGGAGGUGUUCCUGAUAUUGCUGAGUGGUGGACCGGAAACCUCUCUUCCCCCAUUGUCCGCCUCAAGAACGACAACGACGUCGUCGAGCAGCAGAAGAUCUGGAACGUCUACGGAAAGAUCGAGGGUAUCGAGCAGGACUCCAAGUCCAUCAUCAUCGGAAACCACCGCGAUGCGUGGGCGUUUGGCGCAACCGAGCCUCACUCCGGUACGGCGGUCCUCAUCGAGAUGGCGCGCAUUUUCGGGUCCCUCGUCGCAAAGGGCUGGCGCCCCCUGCGAAGCAUCGAGUUCAUGUCUUGGGACGCGGAAGAGUACAACAUGGUUGGCUCCACCGAGUUCGUCGAGCACAACGACGAAAGCCUCCGGAAGAACGCUUUUGCCUACGUCAAUCUCGACGCCGCCGUCGCAGGCACCGAUUUCCACGCCGCAGGAUCCCCCGUUUUCAAGCAGUCCGUUCUCCGCGUCUUGGACCGCGUCUUCGACGCAAACCUGAAUAACACCCUCCGCAACCUCUGGGAGCAGCGCGAGGCGGACCUCGAAGAGCUCGGCAUGGACAGCGACUACGUCCCCUUCCAAAACAUCGUCGGCACGAGCUCCCUCGACCUCGGAUUCAGGGGCGCCCGCUUCCCCAAGUCUUCGAGCUACGACAACUACGAAUGGGUCCAGCGCAUCGGCGACCCGGAGUUCUCCUACCACGCCAUGAUGGGCCAGGUCGUCGGCCUCCUCAUCCUCGAGCUCGCCGACAAGCCCGUUCUGCCGUUUGACAUGGUCGGCUACGGCGACCGCAUCGAGCGCUACGUCAACGACCUCGCCAACUUCUGCGACCGCAAAAAGGUCGACAAGUCCAAGUUCUCCAUCGACCCGCUCAAGAAGAUCGUCGACCCCAUCAAGAUCGGCCUCAAGGCCUUCGCCAUGUGGGAGAUGUCCUGGGAGACCAUCGUCAUGGGCGGCGGCGGCUGGGAGUCGAGCCACAUGGGCGACCUCCGCGUCGAGUUCAACUCGCACAUGGCCGACUUCGAGACGGCGCUACUAGACCUCGACCAAGGCGGCGGCAUCCCCAACCGCUCCCAGUUCAAACACGUCAUCUACGGCCCCCAGGCCUGGUCCGGCAACAGCCCCGUCACCUUCCCCGCCAUCCGCGACGCCGUCGACGCCGGCGACUGGGACCUCGCCAACAGGCUCGUCGAGAAGACGGCCCGCGUCAUGUCCAACGCGACGACGAUGCUCCAGGCGUGGGAGAAGGAGUCCAAGGAGAAGGACAGCUGA
This is a messenger RNA of Colletotrichum karsti, 2772 nucleotides long. RefSeq names its product glutamate carboxypeptidase. NCBI's taxonomy places the organism in Eukaryota, Fungi, Ascomycota, Sordariomycetes, Glomerellales, Glomerellaceae. The record is from RefSeq and is a predicted model, not a curated record. Gene Ontology annotation, molecular function: carboxypeptidase activity. The transcript is spliced from 2 exons.